CGAAAGAAAACCACAUCACUAAAGAUUGAACUCGAUCCUAAACCAAUCCCCAGUAAUUUCCAUGAAAUUUAUAAUCAUAUCAAAACAAUGAGAUCUAAAAUCAUUACGCCGGUGGAUACGAUGGGGUGUGCAAACAUCCCCAAGACUAUAAGUGGUGAAGAUGAACUUACUCAGAAGAACUACAGAUUCCAAUUAUUAGUUUCAUUAAUGCUGUCAUCACAGACUAAAGAUGAAGUGAAUUUUAAAACUAUGCAAAAAAUGAAGUCAUAUUUCCAAUCACAAGGGUUUAAAGAUGGUAUUACAAUAGAUUCUAUGGAACGGAUCGAGGAGAGGAAACUGGAUGAAUUAAUUUUCAGUGUAGGGUUUCAUACUAGAAAAGCAUCAUAUUUGAAAAAAGCUGCAAAAAUUUUAAAAGAGAAUUUUGAUGGUGAUAUACCCAACACUUUGGAAGGUUUGGUGAGUCUUCCUGGGGUUGGACCAAAGAUGGGGUUUUUAACAUUACAAGAAGGUUGGGGAUUGAAUCUAGGGAUUGGUGUUGAUACUCAUGUUCAUCGAUUGAGUAAGAUGUGGGGGUGGGUUAAGAAAGAUGCUAAAGAUCCUGAAGUUACUAGAUUAGAAUUGGAAAGAUGGUUACCCAAGGAGUACUGGAGAGAGAUAAACCCCUUAUUGGUUGGGUUUGGUCAAACUAUCUGCCCGCCUAGGGGUCGUCGUUGUGAUUUAUGUUCCUUAAGUAAAACUAGACUUUGUCCAAAUGUUGAUCGUCAAUUGUUGAAGAAGGUUAAAACAUUAUCU
Messenger RNA from Hansenula anomala, 792 nucleotides. Its product is annotated as endonuclease III domain-containing protein. Gene Ontology annotation, biological process: nucleotide-excision repair; base-excision repair, AP site formation; base-excision repair. The transcript has a single exon. The record is from RefSeq and is a predicted model, not a curated record. NCBI's taxonomy places the organism in Eukaryota, Fungi, Ascomycota, Saccharomycetes, Phaffomycetales, Wickerhamomycetaceae. The annotation marks the transcript as partial. Gene Ontology annotation, molecular function: oxidized pyrimidine nucleobase lesion DNA N-glycosylase activity; DNA binding; DNA-(apurinic or apyrimidinic site) endonuclease activity. Gene Ontology annotation, cellular component: nucleus.